GUCACCUCGAGCUUACCCUAAAACUCUUCCAGAUGGGGAUAAAGGAAGUUUUACAUUUUGCUCGAUUGCCCUCCAUCAUCCUGCUGGGGUUGGUGUAUGUGUUCUACGUGCUUAUCGGCGGGGUGGUGUUUUGGAAGCUGGAGGGAGAUCUUGAACAGAAGGACAUCAGUGUUUUGUUGAUGCGCAAACAAAAGUUGUUGUCAACGUAUGCAUGUCUGGACCAAGACAGCCUUGAGAAAGUGGCCCAGGUGCUUAACGGCGCAUCCAAAGUGGGUUUGAGUUUAAAAGGCAACAGCACCGCGGACGGAUUCUGGAAAUUCACCAGCUCAGCUGUGUUCGCUGCCACCGUGGUCACCACCAUAGGUUAUGGAAACAUGAGUCCAAGCUCCACAGCUGGUCAGAUCUUCUGUGUGUUCUUUGCCCUUUUUGGCAUCCCGCUCAAUAUGGUGGUGCUCAACAGGGUGGGCAAAUACAUGCUAGUUACGGAGAGGAACAUCUCCAACUUCCUGGAGGGGAAAACUGGCAGACGGACGUGUACAAGCUUCUUGGUCCACCUGGUGUCUUACCUGUGUGGAGCGCUCUUCUUCUUAAUCGUCCCCAUGAUCGUGUUCCAGUUCCGCGAAGAUUGGACCUACUCACAGGCCAUCUACUACUGCUUCAUCACCCUCAGCACCAUCGGCUUUGGAGACUUUGUGGCCGACAAAAACCCGGACAAGGUGUACCCCGAGUGGUAUAGCAUCUUCAUGGCCUCCUGGAUCUUCUUCGGCCUGGCCUGGCUGGCGCUCAUCAUCAACCACUCCAUUGACAUGCUGGAGGGGCUCAACAUGCACCUCAAGCGGUGGUGGGGGGCCAGCAAGCAGGAGGAGGAAGAUUGUGUGGGGGCCGACAACCCUGACACACAGUUGGAGGAGGAAAAAGAGGUCAACCGGCCGCCUCUAAAGCAGUAAAAUGCGGCCAAAGUCAAUUUGAGAUAUUUUUAAAGUUUAGAAAACUAUAUUAGUUGAACAUAACCACCUGCUGUUGCUAUUUAUUAUAAACACAGUAAAUAUACUGUACAUCAGUGUUUUUCAACCUUUUUUGAGCCAAGGCACAUUUUUUGCGUUGGAAAAAUGCGGAGGCACACCACCAGCAGAAAUCAAUAAAAAACGAAACUCAGUUGACGGUAAAAAGUCAAGUUGCUGACAUGGCUGCUCUACCAACCGAGCUAAACCGCCCCAUUUCAUGUCUUCCUUUGAGGGAUAUUUCCCGCAUCUACUUUGUAUUAGCAAUCAAGAAUAUUUCAGUUGUUUUUACCCUGUGAUGAAGUGGCGACUUGUCCUGGGUGUACCCCGCCUUCCGCCCGAUUGUAGCUGAGAUAGGCUCCAGCGCCCCCCGUGACCCAGAAGGGAAUAAGCAUUAGAAAAUGGAUGGAUUAUCCUUCUUUGUGGGGACAUUGUUGAUUGUCAUGUACGGAUGUACUUUGUGGACGCCGUCUUUGCUCCUCAGUAAGUCUUUGCUGUCGUCCAGCAUUCUGGUUUUGUUUACUUUAUAGUUCAGUUUUAGUUUUGUUCUGCAUAGCCUUCCCUAAACUUCGAUGCGUUUUCUUAGGGGUACUCACCUUUUGUUUAUUUUUUGGUUUAAGCAGUAGACACCUUUUUACCAGCACCCUGCCUCCCGCUGUUUCCGACAUCUACAAAGCAAUUAGCUACCUGCUGCCACCUACUGAUAUGUAAGAGUUACAUAUCAGUAGGUGGUUACUCAGCCGAGCUAUAGACAGCACCGACACUCAACAACAACACAUCAUUUGCAGACUAUAAUUACUGGUUUGCAAAAAAUAUUUUAACCCAAAUAGGUUCAAUUAGAUCAUCUCUCACGGCACACCAGACGGUGUGCAGCGGCACAGUGGUUGAAAAACACUGCUGUGCAUUAUAUUUCUUAUUUAUUCACUUCCUGAUUUGUGUGGAUGUAUCAAUCAAACAAAUGUAGCAUUUUUCAUGCAUAGGCAAGGGAUUGACACCAACAAAACACACACACACACACACACACACACAUUCUUGUAUUUGUUAUUUUCUUGAAACCUCUGAAAAAUGCCUACCUCUUUAGGACCACCCUAAUUUUGAUAGAUUUCUCCACCAGGGGUGAAAAAUGAGAUCUCUAUUUUGUGUUUGUUUUGUAAUGUGCUUAAGGUCGGUGACAAACGAGUCACAAACCACAUAUGGCCCCUGUGCCGCACUUUGGCCAACCCAGCUGUAAAAGUUAACUGUUAAUGGCCACCAUAGUCUUAGUAUCGUGGUGUAUUUGUUCAUCCUACGGUCACAUAUGGGACGCGGGUUGUUUUACGUCAGCACCGGAAGUCGUAAAAUCACUUUAGCAUAUUUUUGGGGGGGUGAAUAGGGAAGUCCUUCUUUAGCUUGUUUUAUCAUAUAUUGCUGCCUUUGCACCUAUCA
Nerophis ophidion (straightnose pipefish) is the source of this 2426-nucleotide messenger RNA. RefSeq names its product potassium channel, subfamily K, member 17 (gene kcnk17). Lineage: Eukaryota; Metazoa; Chordata; Actinopteri; Syngnathiformes; Syngnathidae. Gene Ontology annotation, biological process: stabilization of membrane potential; potassium ion transmembrane transport. Gene Ontology annotation, molecular function: potassium ion leak channel activity. The record is from RefSeq and is a predicted model, not a curated record. Gene Ontology annotation, cellular component: membrane. The transcript has 5 exons. The coding region runs from base 33 to 947 and encodes 304 amino acids.